AUGGAAGCCGUCGUUGUUGAUGGCGGGGGAUCGUAUGACCCGUGCACCGAGAGCCACUCCACGGUUUACUACAACCGGCCGGAGGUGCAGCGGGCUCUCCACGCCAACCUCACCGGAAUAAACUAUCCAUGGGCGACCUGCAGUGCUUUAGUCAGCACCAACUGGGGAGAUUCGCCGAGGUCCGUGCUUCCUAUCUACAAAGAGCUUAUCGCAGCUGGCCUAAGGAUAUGGGUCUUCAGUGGAGACACGGACGCCGUAAUCCCCUUAACAUCAACAAGAUACUCCAUUGAUGCUCUUGGCCUUCCAACUAUCACCAGCUGGUAUCCGUGGUAUGAUAAGAAACAGGUUGGUGAAUGGAGCCAAGUGUAUGAGGGCCUGACCUUGGUGACCGUCCGCGGCACAGGUCACGAGGUUCCCCUCCACCGCCCGCGGCAAGCACUCAUAUUGUUCCAACAGUUCUUGAAGGGGGAACCUAUGCCAAAAAAUGGAACCGUGGCAUAG
Messenger RNA from Miscanthus lutarioriparius, 501 nucleotides. The record is from the annotation of a GenBank genome assembly. NCBI's taxonomy places the organism in Eukaryota, Viridiplantae, Streptophyta, Magnoliopsida, Poales, Poaceae.